AUGCAUCCAGCUCAACCUCCUACUCGCCCACCAGCUCAAUCCCAGAAUGUCGAUGCCCCAUCCCCCGUUGCCUCCCACUCUGCCCAAUCUCGACAUCGGUCUGUCCAUCAAACCCCGAGCACCCAACACGAACCAGUCGCCUCGCCUGUAAACAUGGUCGGCCCCUCCCAUCCCAUGCCCCGUCAACGUGUUUACUUCGGUCCUUAUCUACUCCUUCAAACUCUGGGUGAAGGCGAAUUUGGAAAAGUCAAACUGGGUGUCCAUUCUUCGCCUGACAGGUGGGGCGAAGAGGUCGCAAUCAAGCUCAUCAAACGGGGUAACGUGGAUACUCAAGCCAGGAUGAUCAAAGUUGCGCGCGAAAUCGAUGUCCUCAAACUCGUCAAACAUCCUAACAUCGUCAGACUCUACGAUGUCAUUGAAACGGAAAAGUACAUUGGGAUCGUGCUCGAGUAUGCCUCUGGUGGUGAACUAUUCGACCAUAUCUUAGCUCAUCGCUACUUGAAGGAGAAGGAUGCAUCAAAACUGUUUGCUCAGCUUAUCUCUGGAGUUACUUAUCUUCACGCUAAAAAGAUCGUUCAUCGGGAUUUGAAGCUAGAAAACUUGCUACUUGACCGAAAUCGCAACAUCAUUAUCACUGACUUCGGCUUUGCCAAUCGUUUCGAGGAUCGUACCAAUGAUCUCAUGGCCACCUCAUGUGGUUCGCCCUGUUACGCUGCCCCCGAACUUGUUGUCCAGGAUGGUCGCUACGUCGGCUCUCAAGUUGACGUUUGGUCCUGUGGAGUCAUUCUCUAUGCAAUGUUGGCCGGUUACUUGCCCUUCGACGACGACCCUUCCAACCCUGAUGGCGAUAACAUCAAUUUGCUCUACAAGUACAUCAUCAACACACCCCUCAGUUUCCCUGAUUGGAUCUCAGAUGAACCUAAGGAUUUGCUCCUCAAGAUGCUCGUCCCCGAUCCGCUAAAGCGCUGUUCGCUCAAGGACGUCGCCAAUCAUUCUUGGCUAUCAAGGUAUCAGCAUCUUUUCACUCGUUCCUUGGAGGAGCUUGAACGUCUCUCUGAAGAAAAUGAGCAAGCCAAACGAUUGAUGCUUCAACGUCAAAGACAACUCAUGGCUGCCAACAACGCCAACCGAUCCCAACCAACCCUUGGUCCAGAUGGAAAACCGACUCAUGCCACUGGCAAUGCAGCGGCCGCCAAUAGAGCCCGAGGUCAUCAGAGUGCCAUGGUUGUCCCUUCAUCCGCCAUGGUCAGCCCUGAUGAGGCCUUGCAUUCCAAUCAUGUCAUCGGGGCUUACCAGCAACAACAGCGUCAAGUCCCUGGAGGUGUCGUCACACAUUUACAUUCCAACAGUAAUCAAUCUACUACAGCUCCCACUCCUUCCAAUCGACGACAUCAGCAGGCUCAAUCAGCUGUCAUUGUUCCGGUAUCCUCACUCAACAAGGAGAAUGAAGAAAUCGCUGCUGUGCCUCCAAUCCCGAGCGACAAGAUGAUCAUUGACGAAGAACCCAAGAAGAGUGGCUCUAGUGUCAGUGGUAAGAAGCGCAAGGUUGCCGGUACAUCCACAUCUCCUUCUGUUCCACCCACCGCACCUCAGUCUCAACAGCGGUACACUGUUCAAGUCGAAUACACUGGUGUUGCCAAAGGCAAAGCCAAAAACGUUGAACCCUCUACCACUGGUGGCGAGGCUCUGGAGCCUCAUAGCCCUACUCAAGGCGCAACUGCCACUGAUGAGGGCCAGGUCAGUACGCCUCGGAUGUCCACACCAGCUCCUGACGUCUCACUUUCUUCUACACCCAAGCACGCCAACGACAGCCCGCUCCAGAGUACUCCUCAGCCAAGCCGAAAUCCCAAAGCUUCUGUAACCGGAUCGUCCAAUACUCCUAAGGCGCUCGACCCCAGUUCCGUUGGGUCCGAUGAGACAUCUACUCCCACUGUUCCUUUUCCUUCACCCUCUCAGAAGCCAUUGGCCAACCAAGGCGUUGUAGGCGCUACUAAAACUUCUAGUCAAGUCUCCUUCAGCGCCGCCUCUCAUACUUCUGCACAGCCUAACGGUUCCACAUCCAAAGCGACUGCCGCCAAAUCACAGGCUCGCCAUAGAAAAGGAUUGUCAACAGAUCGAUUCUUCUCUCGGCUUCUUGGUGCAAACACAACUCAGCCAUCUAACCCCCCACCUGUUCCUACUCCCAAGAAGGCAUCUGCAUACACCACUGCUAAUCCCCCUGUCGCGAAGACAGCCAGGCGGAAAGCACUCAGUAUGGUUGUCGAACCUCUAAGUGGUAAAAUUGCAUCAGCUGCUGGCGCCCGACCCACCCGGAAGUCUGCCAAGGUCGCGCCUCCUACUCCCACCUCUGCGGAAGCUCAGCAGCCCGAUCAAUCAAAACGUCGUCAACGAGGUACUAGCAUGGCUCCAGCUUCAUCUUCGAACCCUCCUGUUGAUGGCAGUACUCCGCCACCAGUACCAACAUCUGAUAAGUCCAAAGCUUCUAGUGUCAAGAGACGGACUACCCUGACGGCCGCACACGGCCGCACCGCCUCAAGUAAGAUGCCUGCAAGUGGCUCAGCACCUCUAGUGACCGCUCUGAAAAAACCUGCAUCUCAACAAUCCGGCCCGCCUUCGGUGCAGGCGACACCCCCUCACGAAGAGGAGACCAGUGGUCCUCAGAGAGAGGGCCAAACCGCUUCGCCCAACUGGAGCCAUCACACACCCGCAGCAAGUGUUGCCAACAGCACUGGCCAGGCCAGCAACAGCAGCAAAGCCAAGCGGGUCAUGGAUUGGUUCCGUUUCAAGAGCUUGAACGGCAGUACCACGAGUACCAACCAACCUCACGCUCAUGCUAGCGAUCAUUUGGUUCCUCCUGUACCAAUUCCAACGGACUUUGAUGCUAGAGUGAAGGCUCAUCAACCCGCUCAGCUUGCCCAACAAUCAAGUGUUGACGGCAAUUCUCCUCCAGUUGGUCCCGAACCUACCUCGCAAGCUCCGGCACCGUUGAUGUCAAAUCAAUCAGUGACUCAAACGUCGGCGGUAUCCUCCAAAGCUAGCCAUCGCUUUACCCUGGCCCAUCCCCGCCCCAGCACAUCGACUGCUGCAGAGUUCAGCAAUACGCCCAACGCACCACCUGCAGCGUCCGAACGAAACGGUGUUUUCAACGACAACAAGCUCAAGUUGCACCAUGGAGCAAUUGACCAGAAUGCGAUUUCGUCGAAGCUACCGCCGGUGAUCAUGCAGCAACUGAAACAGAUACUCUGGGAAAUGGGGAUUGAUGUGGUUGAAGAGAGUUCGAUGAAGCUAAAGGCGACGAGGCGGUCGAAGAAGAAGGUGGUUGCUAGUCUAGGGAUGGGUGUCUUUGAAGCACUGCAACAGCAGCAACAAAAGCUCCACCAACAAGACGGCUCAACCGGCGCGUUCAAAUCGAUCUUCAACCGACGGCCUCAAACAGCCAGUAGCACCAAUCAGCAAAUCGGGGUCUUGAUCGAUCAAUUUGGCCACGUCACCACUGGACCCAGCGUAGCUUCAACCAGCGGUCAUGGGGCUGGAUCCGCCGGAGGGAGUCUUGGUAGCGCUAAUGGGGCCGAUUAUACCAGCGGCGCUCAGCCUUUACCUUCCUAUGCUGACGACCCAUCAGUCGACAGUGGUGAUGACGUCCGGUUCACUGUGGAGAUCACUCGACUGAGGGGAUUGGUAGGACUGUAUGCGGUGGAUAUCAAACGAUUGAAAGGAUCGCUGUGGAGCUUCAAGUAUUUGUACUUGCAAAUCCUUGAACGAGCUGACCUGGGCCAGAAGGCGUAACUGAGUAGGCUGUCUUGCAACAUCUACAAGGGAUGUAAGGCUGGUGUUAUCAAUCAUCUAGCAGUAAAUAUAUUCACAGCCUCUCCAUGAUAGUCCUUGUGUGCACACCUGAGCUUCCCAUGAGCUCUUUUGUCUUACCUCUCUAGAACAAUUCUCCCAUUCUAUCAUCCAUCUUCUCUCAUAUCACUAUCCCUUCUUUUCUUUUCUUUUCUUUCUCUUUUUUUGGAUCAUCAU
Molecule: messenger RNA, 4020 nt
Organism: Puccinia graminis f. sp. tritici CRL 75-36-700-3
Lineage: Eukaryota; Fungi; Basidiomycota; Pucciniomycetes; Pucciniales; Pucciniaceae
Product: CAMK/CAMKL/KIN4 protein kinase
Exons: 6
Coding region: 1-3786 (1261 amino acids)
Biological process (GO): intracellular signal transduction; microtubule cytoskeleton organization; protein phosphorylation
Cellular component (GO): cytoplasm
Molecular function (GO): protein serine/threonine kinase activity; ATP binding; tau-protein kinase activity
Source: RefSeq, a predicted model, not a curated record